Molecule: messenger RNA, 1341 nt
Organism: Lotus japonicus
Lineage: Eukaryota; Viridiplantae; Streptophyta; Magnoliopsida; Fabales; Fabaceae
Product: FKBP12-interacting protein of 37 kDa-like
Exons: 14
Coding region: 134-1162 (342 amino acids)
Biological process (GO): regulation of alternative mRNA splicing, via spliceosome
Cellular component (GO): nucleus
Source: RefSeq, a predicted model, not a curated record
AAAAGAGACGUUCCACUAGGCAGCGAAGAAGGUUAGAAAGAAUUGUGCUUCAAUUUGGCGCUCCUCUUUCACUUCUCUCACUCACUCUCUCUUGAUCGCUGCAGCAUCUAGGGUUUCUCGAAGUCCAUGGGCCAUGGCUUCCCCUGCACAUUUCGACGAUGACUUCGAUUUCGGAGGCGAAAUUGGCGGAAGGCUUUCAGGUAGUAAGAGGCCAUCUCCGGAUUACGAUGAUGAUGAUUAUGACAAUGAUCCUUUUGCACCCAAGAAGGCAAAAUCAAAAGCUGAAGAAACUACCUCUGGUGUAACAACAGGAAUGAUCUUGUCACUUCGUGAGAGUCUUCAGAGCUGUAAGGAUACGCUUGCAACAUGCCAAAAUGAACUGGAGUCUGCAAAAUCUGAGAUCCAGGGUUGGCAUUCUUCAAUUCAAAAUGAGUCUGUUGUACCUACUGGGACCACUCCAGAGCCCAAAAUGUUGAUUAAAUAUCUUCAGGAGCUAAAAUCCUCUGAAGUGUCUUUUAAAGAAGAGCUUGAAAAAGCGAAGAAAAAAGAAUCAGCAUUCAUUGUAACAUUUGCAAAACGGGAACAAGAGAUAGCGGAGUUGAAGUCUGCUGUGCGGGAUCUGAAAGCCCAACUCAAGCCGCCAUCGAUGCAGGCAAGGAGGUUGUUACUAGAUCCAGCUGUUCAUGAAGAGUUCAGACGUCUAAAGAACUUAGUGGAGGAAAAAGACAAAAAAGUAAAGGAGUUGCAAGAUAACAUUGCCGCUGUAAGUUUUACUCCCCAAAGCAAGAUGGGGAAGAUGCUGAUGGCCAAAUGCAGAACCUUGCAGGAGGAAAAUGAGGAAAUCGGAAACCAAGCUUCUGAGGGAAAGAUUCAUGAGUUGACAAUGAAACUUGCUUUGCAGAAGUCCCAAUGUGCACAAUUUAGAAGUCAAUUUGAAGGGUUGCAGAAGCACAUGGAAGGUCUGACAAAUGAUGUGGAAAGAUCCAAUGAAAUGAUUCUUAUGUUGCAAGAAAAAUUAGAAGAGAAGGAUGAGGAGAUCCAAAGAAUGAAACUUGAGCAACAGAAAAACACGACGGCAGAUGGAAGGUCAGAUGCCCUUAAAAUGAAUGGCGGUGAUGAGAAGCCUGUGGAUGAUGAGAAGUCUGUGGAAGCUGCCAACUAACUUCACUUUUAAUCUUUUUUCUGGGGUAGCAAACAGUCAAUUUUGUUACAAGUUAUUCACCGGUUACUGUACAUUAUUUACAUUGAUUCAUUUUUAUUAUUUUUUACUUUUCGUGAAUAUUCUUUUGUGGUAAUCAAGUAUUUUUGUUGGUGGAACCCAUACAACCAUUUGUGCUCCAA